Molecule: messenger RNA, 17098 nt
Organism: Ruditapes philippinarum (Manila clam)
Lineage: Eukaryota; Metazoa; Mollusca; Bivalvia; Venerida; Veneridae
Exons: 55
Coding region: 107-17098 (5663 amino acids)
Biological process (GO): positive regulation of transcription by RNA polymerase II
Cellular component (GO): MLL3/4 complex
Molecular function (GO): transcription coactivator activity; histone binding; histone H3K4 methyltransferase activity
Source: RefSeq, a predicted model, not a curated record
GCUGCCGUCUGAAAGCGGGUCCAAUCAUGGCCGACUUUCUAUCGUAUUUUCAUCAAGGAUUUUGUUUGUAGUCUUAUGAAAAUGUCAGAAUAAGCAAAGAACAGAUAUGGCAGAUGGUAAAGAUACUGCCAGAAAACAGGAAUUAAGAAUGGCUUCUCAGGAAAGUUCGGGUUCAUCACAAACAGUGAGAACCCGAAGUGAUUCAAGAGACCGUGGUAAUAAUGAAAUGCCAGUCUUGUCUAGAUCCAACUCAAGGUCAGAUACGUCACAUGUGAGAUCAGAAUCAAAGGAAAGAACAUCUGGUUCCUCUCGUAGUGAGAGUCGUGAAAGGUCAAAGUCAGAGGUGACAUUAUCAAAAUCUAAGGACUCGCCUGGCCCAGCGGCCAAACCUGAAUCUCGUGAGUUAUCAAAAUCGUCCAAGUCAGACAUUGUUAAGAGUAAGUCGGAUAGUAAACAUAAAUCUGAAUCUCCAGAUAAAAAGUCUAAGUUCUCUGAUGGUGAGAAGAAAACAAAGUCAACGCCACCUGUGUUAGAGGUCCCACCCCCUGAGCCAGAACAUAAGGAACCUAUCAGAUUAAAACUUUCUUUAUCACAGAUUAGAUCAUACAAGUCCAAUCCUCUAGAUGACACAGAUUCAGCUUCUUCUUUUGACGAUUAUGAAGAGCCAGUCGGAAAGAAAAAAGCGAAGAAGAAAGAUGGCAGUUCUGGAAAAAAGAAAAGAAGCAAAGAUAAAGACAAAGCAAGGAAGUCUAAAUCUCAGCCAAUGGAUCUAGACUCCCAGCCGCCACCAGAACUUGAACUUAUGGAGACCGGAGAGGUACCGGCUAUUAGCAGUGAUGCCGAAGCAAGUUUGAACACUGAUCCCGAGCCCUUACCUCCACCAGAUAUGGAUAUUUCCACUGAUGCAGGUCUAGGUGGCAGUUACAUGGAUAUGGAGGAUGAUGAACCGCAGAGUCAAGAAAUUGGAAAGAUAUGCUCGUUUUGUUCAUGUGGUAUGAAGAGUCUGUUAGGUCAGGGAGAACUAUGUAGAUAUGAACCAACGCCAGACUUCAAUCCCUUCAGCAAAGCUGCUGCACUCAAAGCCGCUAAGAAGUCAAGCAUGGAUGUUGAAGACAGACCUUUAGAUAAGGGUCCUAAACCUUUAACAUCAAGAAGGAAUAGAGGGCCUCUGAAAAGAGAUUCAUUCCGGUCUCCUCGGCGUGGUUUAGAUGAUGACCAGUGUGAAGGUUUUGAUGAACUAGCUACAGUUGGUUUCCAUGACGAUACAGAAAUUACAUCAGUCUUUGAACAGUCUGGUCAUACCUGGGCUCAUCACUGUUGUGCAGCAUGGUCUGAAGGUGUGAUCCAGAAUGAAGACUGUGUCCUCAAGUAUGUUGACCAAGCUGUUGUAUCAGGGCUAUCUAAACGAUGCAGCUACUGUUCCCGCUAUGGUGCUACAAUCAACUGCAGAUAUCCACAGUGCAAUAAAAUAUAUCAUUAUCCCUGUGCUUCUGGUGGAGGCUGUUUUCAGGAUAUCAAGACUCUUUCCUUGCUCUGCCCGGAACAUUCUGACGAGGCCCAAACUAUUGCUGGUGACGAGGCUGUAUGUAUUGUAUGUAAUAUUGUGGGUAACAUCGGGGAGCAGUUAUUUUGUACAAGUUGUGGUCACCAUUACCAUGGUAACUGCCUACAUCCAGCAGUGGAGGUGAAUCCUACAGUACGAGCAGGCUGGCAGUGUCCAGACUGUAAAAUUUGUCAAAUGUGCAGACAUCCAGGGAAUGACAGUAAGAUGUUGGUAUGUGAUAUGUGUGAUAAAGGUUACCAUACUUUCUGUCUUAAACCUGUGAUGACGACCAUUCCGAAAAACGGCUGGAAAUGCAAAAAUUGCCGAAUAUGUGUGGAUUGUAAUUCAAGAACGCCUGGAAGUGGGCGUAGUUCACGUUGGCACCUCAAUUAUACAGUAUGUGAUAGCUGCUAUCAGCAACGUAAUAAAGGUCUGUCCUGUCCACUGUGUGGGAAGGCGUACAGACAUUUCUCCCAGAAGGCCAUGGUUCAGUGCAAUAUGUGUAAAAAACUAGUACAUUCAGAAUGUGAUCCAAAGAUAGAUGCAGCAAUGUUGUUACAGAUGAAGAAUGAAGAGGCUACAGAUUAUCUCUGUACUAUAUGUAGAAAUAGAGAUCCAGAGGUGGGUAUCAAUCAGAUGGAUAUGCCAGAAUUUCCCAUGCCUAUUGCUGGUAUGAUAGAAGACUCAAGUGAUGGUGUUUAUAUGCAUAAAGAGAGUACGAUGGAUACUGAGAUGACAGAUAACGAUGUUGGAGAAGACAGUUCCCAGCAUAGUUCACAGUUUCCCAUCAACGAGGACAGUUGUUCUAGUAUAGACAUUGAUCCUGCUUUAUUAUAUGGCAAGAUGUCACCAAAUUAUUUACCUGGUAGAGAAGGAGAAUUUGGGAAACAUGGAAAACUAAUGGCAAUGGCAAGAAAAAAGAUGUCUAUAGCCAGUAAAGCAAAGGGUCGGAGUAUGGGACCAGAGAAAAGAAAGAGACCUUUAACAUUUGGAGAGAAAAGAAGAGGCCCUAAACCUAAGAUACAUUCUGCAAUGGGAAUACGGGAGUCCAAGAAAGCAAAUGCUGAUACUGAUGAUGACGAUGAUGAUCAUCCUAAUACAAUAGUGCUAGCCAAUAAAUUAGACAUAUUUACCUUUGAUCAGGAUAUAUGUAAGAGUUGUGGAAGUUUUGGUAAGGGUGACGAGGGGCGUAUGAUUGCUUGUACUCAAUGUGGACAAUGUUACCAUCCUUACUGUGCCAAUAUCAAGGUAACAAAAGUGGUGCUACAGAAAGGAUGGCGAUGUUUAGAUUGUACUGUAUGUGAGGGAUGUGGCAGGCCACAUGAUGAGGGGAGGUUACUCUUGUGUGACGAAUGUGAUAUCAGUUACCACACUUACUGUUUAGAUCCACCUUUAGACCAUGUACCCAAGGGAACAUGGAAAUGUAAAUGGUGUGUGAUGUGUAUAAUAUGUGGAUCUAAGACACCAGGAUAUGGUUGUCAGUGGCAACGGAACUAUACUCAUUGUGGACCAUGUCAUAGUAAAAUAUCAUGUCCAGUUUGUAGGAUGAAAUAUUCAGAGGAGGACCUUAUUAUGCAAUGUGUACAGUGUUACAGGUGGUUACAUUCUUUUUGUGAUGGUGUUCAUAAUGAAGAUGAUGCUGAACGAGCAGCAGAACAUGGUUAUCAUUGCCUCUUCUGUCGGCCGAGAACUGGUCAGACUGGUCCUCUACCUCCACUUCCACCACCCCCAACUCCAGUAUAUGAUGAUUUUGCUUUGGCGUUCCCAUUUCCUGCCCCUCCGGUGCGUGAGCCGGAACCACCAAGAUACUAUCUAUUUGACGGAGUUCAUAUUACCCAGCAUGCCAAACGACAGAUCGAAAAGACGAUGAUGGAAGCACCGAAAAUCAAGCGGAACCGACGGUGGAGCAAGAAACCGGAAGGUUGGAAUGAGAAAAAGGAGGAGAUUGAGAAAAAGAUUGAAGAGUUAAAAAUGGCGAGACAAAAUUCACAAGAUUCAGAGGGUUCGUCCACACCAGCCUUGUCACGCCUUUUAUCUGUUGGGUCAGAUAAAGAUGAUGAUAAAGACGUGUUGGACUUGAAGUCUCCAGAUUUUGAGGAGAUGAGGCUACAAUUCGAGGCCGAGGCUAUUAAACAUAUAGAGGAUGAAAAGAAAAUGAAAAAGAAAAGAAAUAUUACAAAAAUUGGUGUUGGAGGGUUUAAUGUGAACAAAAGAAAAAAUUAUGGUCGUGGUCGGCCCCCUGGGGAGGAGGGACAGAUGCUGGAAGGGAUAAUAGAUAAACCUUUACCACUACCUGGUAGUUCUAUGGAUGGUGAAGAUAGUAUGCCGUUGCCGAUGGAAGAAGAUAAACCACGGAAAUGGCAGAGAAAGGCUGGACCUGGUAGACGGAAAAGUGUACUACAGGAGAACUUUCCAUCAUAUAUGCAGGAGGCAUUUUUUGGGAGUGAUAUUCUGUUUAAAAGCCGUGAAGCUCCUAAAGAGACCCUCAAGUCCCUGGAUUCUGAUGAAGAGAAAGCUGCUCCAGAGACUACAAAAUUAUUUACUGACACUACUGUUAAAGAUGAAAGUUCUAUACAAAUAUCAAGUCAAAUCAGGAAAGAGCUGGCAGAAAUGCCUAAACCUUCAGCAUUAGACAUUUCUAGUGAAAAAGAAACUGAUAUAAAAGAGCCUUUAGAUCAUGUGACCGGAAUGAACGUUUCACCGGAAGCAGCCGACUUUCAGUUACCGGAAGACGUUGGUGAUUUUGACAUUGACGAUAAUUUUAUAAAGAUGAUAGAAAGUGAAUUAGAGGGAGGCAAUCAUUUGGAUAAUGAUAUAGAAUCAGAUUUGAACACAGCACUUCUGGGUGAAGAAGAAGCAGCCCAGGCGCAGGAACCGAAGCCACCAGAGCCUAAACCUGCCGAUACAGAAAACCUUGGUGAUCUGGACGAAGUAGAGAAUACCUUGUCUAUGCUUAAUGCAGCUGGUCUGCAGCAUAUUGACAGUAAGACAGUGGAGGAUGUAUUCAAGGUUGUUAUGCAAGGUGAAGGUGAGCAAGGUCCAGUUCAAGGUCCAUCCCAGGCUGCCCAGCAACCCAGCUUGCCACCAGUGCCACAUCCAGCACACCCACACGAGCCUGCACCUCCACUUCCUGGUCUUCAACAACCCCCUCAGUUACCACCACAAGGACAAGGUUUUCCGUUACCUAUGUCAUCAGGACAUGGCCAAGGUUUACCUGAAAUGCCUAUCAGACCAUCAUUUCCUGGUUUUCCUCCACAAAAUUUCCAAAGACCACCACCACCUCAAGCUGCGCAAUUCCCUCCAAAUUUUAUGCCACCAACUGGAUGGCAUCAACUGCCUGACGACCCAGCAAUAAAUGAUAGUAGCAGACGCAAUAUGCAGAAAUGGGAGUCAGAUGAAGACCUUGGUGAUAAUGCCACCAUCUCCCCUAUACUGUACUGUAAUCUGUGCCAUCCGGAACUUAAAAUACAAUAUCCAGAUUGGUCUGAGAGAUCGAAGCAUAUUGCCAAAAUCUGGAGAAAACUGACACCAGAUGAAAAGCAACCUUAUCUGCUGAAGGCAAGAAAGAACAGAGGUAACAUUAAAGCAAAAGCUCAGGCGAAACUUACUCCAGAACAACGCAGGAAGAAGAGCGAAGCCCUUAUGCAACAACAACAACAGCAGCAACAACAACAACAAGGUCAUCUUCCUGGUAUGCCAGGGAUGAGGGCACCUGAGAUGUUCCCAAGUCCUGAAGGACCACCAGGGAUGCAGAGCCCUAUACAUUCUAGCCCAGGUGGAAUACAAUCUCCAAUGAGGCAUGGUUCACAAAUGAUGCCAGGCACUCCUGAUGGUCAUUCACCUGGUCAACCUAGUCCUCAAGGGUUUCCAGGGUCACAACAGGAUCCUUAUCAUCACAUGCCACCAACACCUCGCUCCCAGGACCCAUAUGCUGUUCCUCCAACUACCCCACGCCAGCCUGGUGCUGAGUACAAUGUACCACCUGGAACUCCUAGAGCUGAAGCUAUGGGGCAGUCUCCAAAUAGAAAACCUGUAGAUCCUUACAGUCAACCUCCUUCAACACCUCGGCCAGGGGAGCAUCUACCCCAACAAGACCAGUUUAGAAGCCCUGUUCGAGGACCUGAUCCUUAUGGACCAAAUGCUGGGCUUCAGCAGGAUUCAUUCGGACCAGGUGUUCCGCGGUCACAGGCAGGAAUGGGUCCAAGGCCACCUUUGAAACCAGGCAUGUGGCCAGGGCCUGAACAAGAUCCAUAUGCACAUCCACCGGGAACACCGCACCCCCAAGCCGGUCAGAUGCCACACAGGUUUGAAAGGCAAAUGAGUGCCCCUCAACCAGCUGCCAGUACAGAGGAGCAGUUUAACAUGCCACCAACGUCUGAUCGCCCAGAGACUUCCUCGGCCAUGGAUCAGUUCCCACAACCUCCAGGUGCUCCUCAUAAUAGAAUGCAGAGGCCUCCUAUGCAGAGAAUGUCCUCUAUGCCGGGAGGUGAAGGUCAUAUGUUACCAGGUCAACAGUUCAGACAUCCAUUCCGUCCACCCCAUCCAAGCAUGAUGAGGCCCCCAGGGAUGCCUCCUGAGAUGUUCCAGGGAGGUCAGAGACCUAGAAUGGAGAUGCCCCAUCAUCCAGGAAUGAGACUUCCACCAGAGACCUCAGCUUUGGUCAAAAGACCCAAGGAUCCCAAGCUUCAGCGGAUAUUUGCCGUCGCCAACCGACAACAGUUUUCUCCGCUGUCCAGGAUGUUUCCGCCCAAUCUAGCACAGUCUCUACAUGCAGCUGCGCAGACUGGAACUCAGAGUGAUGCACAGAAGCAUGAAAUGAUGGAAUUCUUUAAACAGCAAGCUGAGAGGAAAAAACAAGAAGGUUAUACUGAGAUGACAGGCCAAGGUUUUCCACCUGGGAUGAGACCUCAAAGACCUCCGGUCCCAAGGGAAGCAUUCCAGCAGCCAGCACAAGGACCAUCACCUCAGCCAGGUGAGGCAAAGCCCAGCCAAGAGACAAUCCUUCAGGAACUGAAAGAAAAGAUCAAAGAAGAGGCGAAAAAACUUGGCUAUGUUCCAGGUCAGCAGCCACAUGAGGGGGGAGGUGCAGCUCCACCUGGUAAGACACCACAGCAGACGACAGUCCCUGCUGCAGCAGAAGGCAUUAGUGAGAAGAAAGCAGCAGGUGUAAGAAUAGGUCCUGGUGGACACAAAGUAUCUGCUUCUUCAGAAGAGGAGAAAACUGAUGAUACUGAUGAAUUGGCGGACUUCUUUAGUGCAGAUGGAACAUUUGAUAUUCUUAAGUAUGCAGACCCUGACCUUGACCUUGGCUCUGAUAACAAGACCAUUUUUGAUGACCUUGUGGAAGAUGUAAAGCCUCAGGAUGAACAGAAGAAAGACGUGAAAAAGGAAGAUGAAUUUUCUGAAAUAAAAACGCAACCAAAACAAGAAAAUGAAGGAGAGAAAGGAGAAGGGGACAAACAGAGUGUAAGCGAGUUUCAAGCCAAAUUCCUGGAGUUCAGCCAGAAAAAGCAGGGAGAAGAGGUUAAGCCUGGAGAUGUCGGUAAGAAACCACCACAGGUCAUAAAGACUGAAAGUGUUGAUGCUUCUGAGACUCGAACUCCAUCUGCCCCAGGAACACCCAUGACACCAGCAGGAUCCAUAAGUGGUGGUCAGUACACACCAGGGGCUCCAUCCCCUCAUCAGGCUGCAUUGUUUGGGCAGCCAUCUCCCUCUGGUAUGCCUUCUCCAAAGGUUAUGCCUUCUCCAAAGAGUCAGCCAUCGCCAAGGACACCGGGUGAAGGUCAGCUUACACAGCAGCCAUCACCUUUCUCACAGCAUUCAGUACAGUCUCCAUUUUCACCGUCUGCAACUACUCCUGCUUCUGCUCCACAAUCACCCUAUGCUGGUGCCAACCCAGGGACCCAAUCUCCAUUUGCUAUGCCAGGGACAGCUGGACAAUCUGUGCCAGUAUUAAUGGGUCAAGGAUCACCAUUGCCUACAUCAUACAGUCCCUCACAUACUCCACCUGCAGCCUUUCCAAUGCAAAGGUCACCGAGAGCAAAUAUUCAAGGUCAACCUGGACAAUAUCCUCAGGGACAGUUUCAGCAGGGAUACAUGCAGGGACAGCCACCUCCACGUGGAAUGGUACCGGGCCAGGCAGGUCAUCCUUUCAAUCAGCCUGGCAUGAGACAGCAGAUUCCUGGGAUCCGACCCCCAACCUCUUUACCAUUAUCACAACAACAACUUAUGCCCGGUCAGCCUCAAGUGUCAGGUGAUAUGACCACACCAGGCAUGAGACCAAUGCAUCCAGUGAUGAGGCUGGAGAGACCACCAUUUCAAGGUCAUCCACCAUCAUCACCAGGGAAACCAGGUCAAGUUCAAGGUGUGUUUCCCGGCAUGUCUGGAAUGCGUGCAUCAACUCCUGGUUCUCAGCCUCCACAGUCAUUUAUGUCUCAACAGAAUAUUGUUCAUUCUGCGAGCAUGGGUACCAUGGCAACAACUGGGUCAACAGUGACGACAUCAACAGGUCAAGGUCGUACAGCGUUGCUGCAAGACCAACCAUUAUUGAUACAAGACCUUCUUGAACAGGUACAGUUGAAAUCUGUGGAGAAACUAGAGCAAGAGAAAAGACAGCGAGAACAACAGGUUAUGUUACAGAGGACUGGUGGAAUACGACCCGAGGGCAUGAUGGGAGCGCGACCAGGUGCUCCAGGUAUGGUUGGUAUGCCACCUGGUAUGCCACAGAGGAUGGAAUCUCCCGUCAGACAUCCUGGCCAGCCAGGUAUUUUUGCUCAGCCGGAUAUGCCAGGUAUGAGACCCAGAAUGCCUGGACAGUUGAGUCCACAUACCCAGGGAGCACAGUCAUUUGGAGGGCCACCUGGUCCAAUGCCUCCACCUAAACCUCCAACUCCAGUUGAUAAUGCACCAGAUUCUGAUAGACAAUAUUACCAGUAUGAACAUUGGUUGAUGAAACAUGGAGAAUUCCUUGAAAUGCAAGUCAAAUUCCUCGAACAACAAAUACAGAAACAAAAACGAACAAAGAAAGCCAUUAAUGCAAGAAAUAGACAGGCGAAGAAGAAUGGACAGGAAAUGCCAGCUCAGGAUGUAAUGGAGUUAGAGAGAGCCAGCCAGGAACAGUCUAUGUUACAGAAACAACUUGAACAAAUGAGGAAACAGAAUAGACAACAUCAGAUUGCCAUACAAGAUUAUAGGACUAAACAACAGGAACGAUUCAAUCAGCAGAUGGCCCAGUCUGGUCAGCCACCUCAGAUGAUGGGGCCAAUGCCAGGUGCUCCACCAGUAACCUCAAACCCUCAAGCCGGACCUCAGAUGCAGCCACCUCCUGUAAGAAUGCCUGGGAACCAGGCUUCUGCUAGAAUGACGCGAGAUAUGAGGCAGGAGUAUGAACAGUAUAUGCAGAACAGACUGCGUCAAAUGGGGCCUAGAAUGCCUGGACCUCGCCCACCUAUGAUGCCAACAGCCCCAGGGGCAUCCCCACAACCCAGAAUGGCAAACUUUGGUGAUAAUAAUCCAUUCAGUGAUACGUAUCAGCAGCAAGAAAAGAUAGAGAAGUUGAGAGAAACUCACAUAAUCAAACAAGGGGAACAACCACCAGGGGAAGCUACAGAGACCCCUGGUGCACCAAUCCAACCUGUGUUUGCUGACCAUCGGUUCCCUGGUCCUCGGGAGCCACACCCUGUACGAUUCCAAGGACCUCCUAUGGAAGGUCAGCAUCCAUCUCGAUUCCCAGCAGGACCCAUGGAAGGUCAGCAAGCCUGGAUACAGCAGCAACAACAACAACAGCAGCAAAGAUUUCCCAUGGAAGCUGUAGGAGCAAGGCUGCCGGCUCCAGGCCCAGGCGGUGAGAUUAGGUUCCAGGGUCCACCAGGAACCUUCCCACCACAACCUCAAGCAGGCCCACAGACCGUUGCACAAGUUGAGCUGGCUGUUGCAGAAAUUAACCCACCUCCCCACACCCUGGAUGCUGUGACUAACACUACGGAAUCGAAGGAAAAAACAAAGAAGAGAAAAAAGAAGAAAAAACCAACUGAUAGUUCACAGCCAGCAUCAAGUCAACAGGCACAAAGUAAGCCACCGCCGAUGCAGUUCAAGCCCCAAGAUGAGACUGAGAGACGGAUCAUGGAAAUAUUGAGUAAUACAGCCAACAUGCAGCGUGGUCAGUCACCUUCACUUGCUACAUCUGGCCAGACCACACCAAGUACACAAAGUCCAGCCUCUGUCAUUGCUGGAACUGUCCCCCAAACUGGUGUAGUUGAAGGUCAGCAAUUAACCUUGACCAGUCAAGGUCAGCCAACUGUAUUGUCUCAGGGUCAGCAAGUGACCAUUGCAAGUCAAGGUCAGCCAACAAUACUGUCUCAGGGUCAGCAAGCAAUAUUAACCUCUCAGCUAGCAGCACAAGUUGGUCAAGUGCCGAGUCCUGGUGCACCACCUUCAAAGACUCCACCAGCUCAAGGAAGAUUAACACCAGGACAGGGAGGAAGGCUCACACCAGGCUCUCAGGGUAGACUAACUCCAGUGCAACAAGGGAGGCUUACGCCUGGGACUCAGGGGAGGCUCACUCCAGGGGCACAAGGUCGGCUAACCCCAGGUCAAACAGCCACAUCAGCAGUGCCAUCUCCAGGUCCACCUGCUCAGUCACCUUUGGCACAGUCUCCCCUUGCACAGUCACCAAAGGGAAUCCCUUCACCACUUACUGACCAGACUGGCACACAGCAGGUUGUCUCAGCUCAGAGUCCCUCAGGUUUGCCUAUUGCAUCAGCUUCUUCCCCGAGAGGACCAAACCAGCAAGUCAACGUAAAUGUGUCUGUGAUGUCAACAACAAAUCCUGCAGUACAAUCCAUUAAUGUUGGACCACAGCCAAUAACUUGCCAGAAUGAGGGCAAAGUACUUGGAUCAGCACACGUAAAUCAGCCUACAUCAAUACCACCUGGUCAUACAUCCAAUCAAACAAUCUCAGGUUCUAGUCAGCCAUCAUCUUUUCAAAGUCAAAAUAUUGUGUCAUCUGCAUCAUCAUUACAGAGUCACAUUCCAGUAUUAAGUCAGCAACCUCAUACAGUAACAGGCAGUCAAGCAGCGCCAUUGCCAGGCCAGACACAAGUGAGACCAUCACAAGGCCAGUUGUCAAUGUCAACUGGUCUCCAGGGACAGCAUCCAGCUAUACAUGGCCCUGGCAUGGAUCAUGCUCAUAGGCCUGCUUUACCAGGCUCUGAAAUAAACAUGCCAGGGCAACUACAUCAUCCAGCUUUUCCUGGUCAACAAACUAGGUUUGCAAGGCUGCCACCAGGGCUUGCCAAUUACCCUGCUCAUAUCAGACAUCUCAUGCAACAGAGAGGUGAGGCACCCCAAUUUCCAACAGGUUUUUUACCUUUUGAUGUACAAGGUCAGCCAAGAGUCCGGCCACCUAUGCAGCCACACUGGAGGGCUCCAGAAGCAACUAGUACCCCGGCCAGAAGAUCACCAAGACCAGCUGCUCCAAGCCUUGGACCAGUGCCAAGAAUGGGACUGCAGCCUAAUCCAAACUUUCCUCAGGGACCAAUGACAGGCAUUGGACAAUCAGUUAUUAGUAAAGAGCAACAAGGUACAGUGCAACAUACACAAGUUACUUCAGCUGCUCCAAUACAAGAAACAAAUGUAACUCUUGCUACCACAUUACCCCAUAACAAUCCACCAAGUACUGUUAAAGUGACAACUACUUUAACAAGUGUUUCAAGUGCCACACAAGCUAGUCAAUUAACAACAUUAAGCCACCAAGUGAUGUCAUCUUCAGAUACAACGACAGAAACAAGCCAGUCUCAGAUGUUAGGACAAUCUGGAGGUUUUCAAACAAAAAGCGCAGAAACAACUGUUACUAAGGAGCAGCAAAUUAAUCCAUCAAUAAAUGAAGUAGCACAUGCUGCAAGUACCGAUGCAUUGAGAGAAAGUUCAUCAAAAAGUGAACAAGAAACAAAUAGUACAGAGAAAAGUCAGUCGGAGACAGAAGUAAGUGCCCUAAAAGAAGAUAAUGAAUUAAAUGAUAACCAAAAUAAACCAGAGUGUACAGAUGGAGUAAAUUGUGGCACACCACCUCCAACAAGUGAAUGUACAGAUGGAAUUCAUUGUGGUACACCACCUCCAACUGAUGAAUGUACAGAUGGAAUUCAUUGUGGUACACCUCCUCCAACUGGUGAAUGUACAGAUGGAAUUCAUUGUGGUACACCUCCUCCAACUGGAGAAUGUACAGAUGGAAUUCAUUGUGGUACACCUCCUCCAACUAGUGAAUGUACAGAUGGAAUUCAUUGUGGUACCCCUCCUCCAACAGGUGAAUGUACAGAUGGAAUUCAUUGUGGUACACCACCUCCAACAACUGUAUGCAGUGAUGGAAUACACUGUGGUACACCUCCUCCAACAGGUGAAUGUACAGAUGGAAUUCAUUGUGGUACCCCUCCUCCAACAGGUGAAUGUACAGAUGGAAUUCAUUGUGGUACCCCUCCUCCAACGGGUGAAUGUACAGAUGGAAUUCAUUGUGGUACACCUCCUCCAACAGGUGAAUGUACAGAUGGAAUUCAUUGUGGUACACCACCUCCAACAACUGUAUGCAGUGAUGGGAUACACUGUGGUACACCUCCUCCAACUGGUGAAUGUACAGAUGGAAUUCAUUGUGGUACCCCUCCUCCAACGGGUGAAUGUACAGAUGGAAUUCAUUGUGGUACACCUCCUCCAACGGGUGAAUGUACAGAUGGAAUUCAUUGUGGUACACCUCCUCCAACAGGUGAAUGCACAGAUGGAAUUCACUGUGGUACACCUCCACCAACAGGUGAAUGUACAGAUGGAAUUCAUUGUGGUACCCCACCUCCAACAAUUGUAUGCAGUGAUGGGAUACAUUGUGGUACACCUCCUGCAACUGUGCAGUGCUCAGAUGGAAUUCAUUGUGGUACACCUCCUCCAACGGGUGAAUGUACAGAUGGAAUUCAUUGUGGUACACCACCACCAACAGGUGAAUGUACAGAUGGAAUACACUGUGGUACUCCACCUCCAACUGGUGAAUGCUCAGAUGGAAUUCACUGUGGUACCCCACCUCCAACAAGUGGAUGUACAGAUGGAAUUCACUGUGGUACCCCACCUCCAACAAGUGAAUGUACUGAUGGAAUUCAUUGUGGUACUCCACCUCCAACAGGUGAAUGUACAGAUGGAAUACAUUGUGGUACACCUCCUCCAACAGGUGAAUGUACAGAUGGAAUUCAUUGUGGUACACCUCCUCCAACAGGUGAAUGCACAGAUGGAAUUCAUUGUGGUACACCUCCACCAACAGGUGAAUGUACAGAUGGAAUUCAUUGUGGUACACCACCUCCAACUGUACAGUGCUCAGAUGGAGUCAAUUGUGGAACACCUCCACCCCAAAAUACUGAAUCAUCAAAUGGUGCCAGCAAUUCUACUAGUCAGAGCGAACCUCUGUCCAUUGUAACCACAAGUCAAGAUGUUCCACCUCCUUUGCAGUCAUCUCUUCUUUCGCCACAGCAAAUGGCUGUUCAUGCUGAUCAUCCAUACAUAACAAUGUCUUCAAACCCUCCAGCAUUAAAACCAACACCAGUUGUAGCCACAGGAUCAAAUGAUGCAUGUCCCACCACAACUCAGCCUCUACAGAUUGCAAACCCAUCGCAAAGUAUUAUUUCUUCGAAAGACAGUGCCUUUACAAAUCCAGUUGUUUCAAGAAAGUCCCCAGAAAGUGAUGCUCAACAUAUUAAUUCUGAACAUGUUCCUUCUAUAAAAGCUGGUAAUAAUAGGACAGAACCACUUCAUGACACAGCUGUGUCUAAAAAUGAAAAAGAAGAGGGAAAUAAAGCUGAACAAAUUGUCUCAGGAAAUGCACCAAAAAGUGCAGCGAAUGUUUCAAUGGUGCCUGAAGAAAAAGAGCCAUUGACUUCAAAUGUAAGAGAACUAGGAGGCACACCACAAUCUGGCGAUAUUGAAAAGAUGCAACAGGCCUAUAAAAAUCAGCCUCGUGAGGAUCAGUCUUGCAAUGUCACGAUAGUAACAGUAAAGGAGGAAAAUUUAAACCUUAAUCCUACACCAUUGUCUUCUCAACCUGUACAGACUGGGCUAGAAAAAGUUGAUACAUCAUUGUCAGAAACACAGAUUUCUGUGACAGAAGCACAAAUAGCUACAUCAGAAACAGUGCAACAAAACCUGCCUCCUACAACAUCUAUAUCACACAUACAAAAACCAAGUGCUCCUCCAAAGCCUGUAGAACAGUUAACUGCCACUGCUCCUGAACAAGGUCCAAUUGUAACAACGGUACCAAGGCCACAACACUAUGGGCCAAUACCAGCAGUGCCAACAGACCCAAUGCAGAGGCCACCAAGUCUUUCUCAAAGUUUCCCUCACCCUAUUCCUUCCAAUGGAGGAAGAUUACAUUAUACACCAGGCCAACAACAGCAAGCUGUCACAAGCGCAUCACAUCCAUCUGCUGUUCCUGAUAUAAGGCAACGGUUUCCAGCAGCUCAUGAAGGCACUAGAGGUUUCCGGCCAGAUAUGGCCACUAUUAGACCAGGACAACAUGAAAUUAUGACACAACAGCUACAACAGCAAGCUAUGAGUCAGUUGGAGUUUAGAAGGAGAGCUCCUGGGCAGGACCCAAGAAUGGCUCAUGAACCAGGUUUAAGAUUGAGUAUGCCAGGAGUCAGACAGCAGGGACAGUUGCCAGGAUUUCAAGGCUUUGAACAAAGAUCACCGAUUUCUGCUGAGGGUAGAGUCCAAGAUUCAAGGUAUUUCCUACAAGACCAGCGUUACUCUAUGCCUGGCAGUCAAGAACAGAGAUAUUUUAUGCAUGAUCCUAGACAUCCUUUUCAGAGUCAAAUGGGUAUGAGGCAUCCAUUCUUUCAGCAAAGACCAGGAAUGCAGCCAAUGCAAAGAGGACAGUUCCCAGAACAUGCUCUACAACAGGCUCAACAGAGACCACAAUUUUCAGUUAUGCCUGGCCAAGGACCUAGAUUGCCAAUGUCAUCCCUCCCAGUUACUACUGCUCAAGAUGGUGGUGUGAAACAGGAAACUGUUGUAAAAACAGAGCCAGUGAUAAAACAAGAACCUGGUGUGAAGUUGGAAUCAAAGGGUCACGAGGACUUUUCUUUAAACCAAGCCACAGGUGUUCAGCAUGCCUCAGUUGAUACAAAGGCAGUGCCUCAGCCAAGUCCCAGGCCUAAAUCUCAAACACCACCAUCAGCAGGUGGACACUCGGGUCAUUCAGGAAGUAACAGAUCAACGCCCUUAUCCAGACCCCCGAGUGUGCAGCGACAAUCUCCAGGAGCAUCUACUGGAAGUCAAAGAAAUUCCCCUGCCCAGUCUCAGUCACCAGGACACUCUAUAGUGCCUCCAUCUCCAAGCCAUUCAAUUCCUGCACAAUCCCCAAGCCACCCAGUGCAGUCUCCUGGCCAAGGAAGUAUAGCUCAUUCUCCUGGUCACUCAACUAUGCAGACAACAUCUCAAGAUGACCUUCAACUUCCAUCUGUGUCAGCCACAUUUGCUGCUGCAGGAAUGAUGAGACUGGGAGAAAUGACAGGCUCACCACAACAGCCAUAUCAUUCAAUGACUAGACCCCCUGUUCCAAGUUCAUCUGGUUCAGGUCCAGCUUUCUCUUCAGUGUCAUCUAUAGUGCAAGCAGUCUCAACAGUAUCGUUUCCACCUUUGCAAGGCCAGGCAGUUUCAUCACACUGCACAACUCCAACUGAAGUGUCUUUACCUCCAAGCACAUAUGUUAAAACAGAAGGUGUUGGAGCAUCUUUGGUAGGUUCCUCAGCAUCAACUCAAACUCCAGUUCAUAGUCGUACAGCCCAAGGACCUAUUCCUCAGGCUAGUCAGGGAGUACCUUCCCAACCAAUGCAAAUAAACCAGAAUACAUCAGGACCUCAUACCGUCUCAUCAGCAUCUCAUGCUCCUGUUACUAGUCAGCGACCAUCACCUCAGCAGUCUCCACAGCAAGUUCCACAGCUUCAAGCAGGACCUCAUGGCAUGCCUGGAGGACAAAGGAUGUAUGGACCAGUUCCAGGGCAGCCACCAUCAUCCUCUGCUCCACAUCCACCAAGAACAAGGGGUCCAAGACAACAGCAGUCUCAUGCUCAGCAACAGAGAUACACCCUACCAAGUAAUCUACCUCCCCAUCUGGCUGGAAUGUUAUCCAUGAACAUGAGACCCAACAAGACAAUGUACCCACAACAACAAGAAAGACCUGUAGGACAAAUGCAAAUGAGAUUUCCUCCAGGCCAUCCUAUGGCAAUGCAACCUGGUGGACCGAGGGGAUUUCCAAUGCCAAGUGGACAUAUCCCAGGAGAAGCAAUGACUACAUCCUCCAGUAUGCAGCAAAUGUCUCCAACUGCCAGGCACCCCGGUAUGAUGCAGCAUCCGGGCAUGCCUGGUAUGAGGCAUCCAGGCAUGAGACCUGGCAUGCCCAUGGUACAUCCAAUGUCUCAGAUGCAUCCAGGUCAGAUGUCACCAACCAGCCCCCACCCAGGAGUUCCACCCAUGCAUAUGUCAACAUCUGGCAUGGCAAUGAUGGGACCGCCAGGAGUUCCUCACAUGUCAGUAGCACAACCUAAUUCAGAGUUGCCAUCACCAACACAUAGGCCAGGGGCACCACCAACACCUGGUUCAGUGCCAUCAACUCCUUCACCUACUCCAGCCUCGUAUCCACAUGGUGUCAUGCCUCCUAAUUCUGCAGCAGUGUCUUCUGCCCCAGGUUUCCCUGGAGAUGUUUCAAACAGACCACCAUUCCCAUUCCACAGAAUGCCUGGUGCUCAAAGGAUGCAGUUUGAUCCAAGAAUGCAAAUGGACCCAAGAAUGCAAAUGGAUCCAAGAAUGCAAAUGGAUCCAAGAAUGCAGUUUGACCCAAAUGCAAGACAAGGUUCAGAAGAAAGGCAGCCACCACCAGGAAUGGGUCCAAGAUUUCCUCCAGGAUUUCAGUUUCCUGGUUUUCCUCAAGGUAAACCAGGUCCUGGGCAUGAGCCAAUGACCAGCCAUGGUCAGUUUGAUGAAAACAUGAGGAGAUUUGCGCCUGGACAGCUCCCUCAUGGAGUAAUGAGUGUCUCACAGAGUGGUGGACCUCCAAGAAAUGCCUCACAAGCUCCAAGCACUGCUUCUACACCGAGUCCUGUAACUUCCAUUAAACAGGAACCAACAGAAUUACCACCAGGUUUGGAUCCGAGUCAAAAUGCUCUUCUGAAGAAACUCCUUGCCAAAAGUAAUGCUGCUGCUGCUGCAGCUGCUGCGGCCGCUGGACAUAUUACACCACAGUCAGACAACUCUGAGCGCCCCCCAUCUGAAUCUGGAUUACUACUUGAUUCCAAUGAUCCAGAUGUCGCUUCCCCCCAGUAUGUCCGGACAAAUAAGAAAGAGAAGAAAAAGCGGGAAAGGAAGGAAAAGGUGGUGGAGCGAGAAGGGGUGGAGAAUGUGGAUAUUAUUAGGGACGGGGAAUUCAACCCGGGACGUAAAACAGUUGCCCACAUACCUUUAAGGGAACCGGGGAUGUUGGGGCAACAUACACAAAUCUGUUUUUCCUUCCUUUUUGGUCUAAACGGAAAGGGGUAA